AUGGCCGAGGUUGCCGACCUCUACUAUGGAAUCGCGGCACCCUUCAAGGCGAUUUCUAAACACAACAAAAAGCAUGCGCAGCAGAUGCAGUCGUGUUUCGAGAAGGCGGUUAAACGGGGUUUCGUUUCGCCCUCCGUUCGUCGCACAGUGCCCUCCGGCAACUUGCCCCAGCCUUCCCCAGAAGCGCCCGAUGAUCCGUUUGAAUCGGAAUUGGAGCACCAUCUGGUUGGUAUGCUGGGUGAAGAGCAGGCUAAACGUCUGCUCAGUGGAGAAGAACCUCUUGUUCAGCGACACGAUGUGGUCCCACAGCAACAACCACAACAACCAGACGAAGUCGGUACUUCCCGUUUCAAUCUCCCCUCCGGCAUCCACUAUGAUCACGAAGAGUUCCUCAAAUUCCUGGUAACUCCACUCUCGGAAUUAGAGGAGAACCGGCUAACAGAAAUGGCGAAAUUGCGGCCGCUGGAUAAAGAGUUGCAGUCCGCUAUUCAGGUAUACUGCCUUUAA
This is a messenger RNA of Dibothriocephalus latus, 507 nucleotides long. NCBI's taxonomy places the organism in Eukaryota, Metazoa, Platyhelminthes, Cestoda, Diphyllobothriidea, Diphyllobothriidae. The record is from the annotation of a GenBank genome assembly.